Mangifera indica (mango) is the source of this 1349-nucleotide messenger RNA. Its product is annotated as F-box/kelch-repeat protein At1g15670-like. Gene Ontology annotation, biological process: negative regulation of cytokinin-activated signaling pathway; regulation of phenylpropanoid metabolic process. Gene Ontology annotation, molecular function: protein binding. The transcript has a single exon. The coding region runs from base 71 to 1111 and encodes 346 amino acids. The record is from RefSeq and is a predicted model, not a curated record. NCBI's taxonomy places the organism in Eukaryota, Viridiplantae, Streptophyta, Magnoliopsida, Sapindales, Anacardiaceae.
GCAUACUUCGACCUUUCAGACAAUAAAAAAACAUAACUAAAUCUUCAAUUGUCACUUUUACUUAAACAAAAUGGAAGCUUCCGAGUUCACUGAGUUAAUCCCCUCUCUUCCCCAAGAACUCGGCCUCGACUGCCUCUCUCGCCUCCCGUACGCCUCCCACUAUGUCGCCUCAGCAGUCUGCCGCCGCUGGCGUCAGUUGCUUCUCAGCAGAGAGUUUUACCACCACAGGAAGAAAUUUGGGCACACCCAUCAAGUAGCCUGCUUGGUCCAAGCUCUCAGUGCUCGGAAAAUUUCUGAUGAUGGGCGGAAACGGCGUGAAUCACUGAGUUACGGGCUUACCUUGUUUGACCCGGUGAGUCGAGUGUGGAGCCGGCUUGACCCGCUGCCCAAUUACCCAAAUGGAUUGCCCUUGUUUUGUCAGUUAGUGGGCUGCGAAGGAAAGCUCGUGGUCAUGGGUGGGUGGGAUCCGGUGAGUUAUGAACCGGUUUGUGAUGUGUUUGUGUAUGAUUUCACAUUGCAGAUAUGGAGGAAAGGCAAGAAUAUGCCCAUAAAAAUGUCCUUUUUCGCUGUUGGAUCUCAUUCGGGUCGCGUCUAUGUGGCAGGCGGGCACGACGAGAACAAGAACGCUUUGCGAACCGGGUGGGUCUACGACUUGAGACUCGACAUGUGGAACGAGCUGCCCCAAUUAAGUCAAGAGCGUGAUGAGUGCGAGGGAGUGGUGAUAGGGGAUGAGUAUUGGGUGGUAAGCGGGUAUGCAACCGAGAACCAAGGUGCAUUUGACGGAAGUGCCGAUGUAUACAACAUCGGGUCCGGUCAAUGGAAGCGGGUCGAAGGAGUCUGGGAGCCUGGUCGGUGCCCAAGAUCCAAUGUCGGAGUAGGCAAAGAUGGAAACCUGCUAAAUUGGUCAGAGUUAGACCCGGCAGUUCGGGCUGGAUCAUGCGGGAUCAUGCUGGGUAAUCGGGCACUGGUAACAGGGUCGGAAUAUCAAGGAGGUCCACAUGGGUUGUACAUGGUGGAAAUGGGGCCAGGGCGAAGUGUUAAAUUGGAGAAAAUAAAUGAGGGGGAUGACUAUUGUGGGUUUGUUCAAUCUGGUUGUUGUGUAGAAAUCUAAACACAGAUGAAUCAAGAUUCCAAUAUGUAAAGCUAUAAUUUUGGGUUACAAUUUGUGAAGCAUAGCAAUUAAUAUGUAUCAUAUAGAAGUUUCAAUUUUGCUUGAAAUUUUGAACAUUUAGAGUUGCAAGGUACUUGGGUUUGAGGUUUGUUCAUAGAAAUUUGUACUUGGGCUGCUCACUUUUGUUUCAAUGUAACAUGAUUUGCAUAAUUGAAGCUUGAAAAUUUUCUUUUGCUUC